Messenger RNA from Penicillium longicatenatum, 1674 nucleotides. RefSeq names its product MFS transporter. The transcript has 3 exons. Gene Ontology annotation, molecular function: transmembrane transporter activity. NCBI's taxonomy places the organism in Eukaryota, Fungi, Ascomycota, Eurotiomycetes, Eurotiales, Aspergillaceae. The record is from RefSeq and is a predicted model, not a curated record. Bases 1 to 1674 code for a protein of 557 amino acids. Gene Ontology annotation, biological process: transmembrane transport.
AUGGAUUCCAUGAUCGGCAUAAUCUCAAGAUGGAAGGGGAUUUUCGUCGAUGAUCCCCAUUCUUAUGACGACCGCAUUCCAGACCCACCCUCAGGUCAUUCAAAUGAGACAGAACUCAGACAGAAGGACCUGUACACGCACCCACGCCAGAUGAUCGUUAUGGCGAAAUACUUGGACAACGAAAGGCCAGCAUUAUCAGUGAAUACCAGUCUACAUGACAGUUCAACUACCCUGCCACAAGAAAAGUCACCCAGAAGUCUUGAAUCUUCCCAGACCAUUAUUGUUGACUUUGAUGACAAUUUUUUGCACCCGCAUGCCUGGCCUGAUUCCCGGCGAUGGUCAAUAUUAAUCCUUACUCUCGUCAUUACGACUUUAGCAAAUGUAUCAACGACAAUCGUUGUUCCUUCAUUGGAUGUUAUCUCGGCUGAGCUGAACAUGGACCCCAUAUCUGAAGGACCAAUGGUGAUGUCUUCCUACGUACUGACCCUUGCCUUCGGUCCCUUAUUGGUAGCCCCAUUCAGUGAGCUCUGGGGGAGAGUUCCUCUCAUGCAGGCUGGGAAUAUUAUCUAUAUGGGAUUCAACUUGGCCUGUGGGUUUGCGACCAGUCGAGCCCAGCUCCUUGCUUUCCGAGUGCUUGCUGGCCUUGGAAGCGGCGCAACACCAGUAGUUGGGAUUGGUAUGAUAAGUGACAUGUUUCCCACUGAAAAACGCGGGCAAUCACUUGCUGUAUUGAACAUGGCAUUCAUAUUAGCGACCCCUAUUGGUGCCAUCGUUGGCGGGUUCACAACUUCUUCGGCAUCUUGGAGAUGGGAUUUUUAUUCAACUUCCAUGGCCUCGGCCGUGCUGAUCCUGUUAAGCUUUUUCAUCUACAAGGAAUCUUACCCCCCGGUCCUACUCCAACGGAGAAAGAAGCAGCUGCUGAAGGCCAAUGGUCCAAGUUCAGGUAACCUCAAAACACAAUAUGAUGAAGAUCACCCUACGAUCGCGGCACUAUACUACAAGACACUUAUCAGGCCUCUCUACUUCCUUGCGACGCAGCCCAUUAUUCAACUCCUAGGCCUUUAUGUGUCCUUUGCCUACGGAAUGACCUAUCUUAUUUUCGGUUCAUUCCCAGCACUUUGGGAAGGGCGCUAUCACGAGGCCAAGACGAUUGCCUCGCUUCACUUUAUCGCCCCUGGCAUCGGCUAUCUUUCCGGAAUCAUGAUUGGCAUGUUCUGUGCAGACCGAACAUAUCGAAAGCUCCAGCGGAAUUCUGAAGAGAAGAAGCCGGAGUUCCGGCUCCCUCUUCUGAUUAUCAGCUCAACCUUCAUACCUGGAGCCCUGAUCUGGUAUGGUUGGUCUGCAGAAGCUCACGCUCACUGGGCAAUUCCCACUAUUGCGAUAUGUUUCUUGAUGUGUGGCUGCACUAUUUUGUUCCAGUGUGUCACUGCCUACUCCAUUGAUACCUUUCAUAUAUAUGCCGCCAGUGCAUCGGGCGCAUUGUUUUUUGUGAGAGGUCUCUGCGCUUUUACCUUUCCUUUGUUUGGACCUACUAUGUACGAGAACAUAGGCUUUGGCUGGGGCAAUACUCUGCUUGGACUGCUGGCCCUGGUCAUUGGUGUUCCAGUCCCCUUGAUCUUGUGGAAAUAUGGUCCUCGACUCCGGCAACGAAGUGUUUAUGCAAUGUCCUCGUAG